Messenger RNA from Clupea harengus (Atlantic herring), 1677 nucleotides. RefSeq names its product DnaJ heat shock protein family (Hsp40) member A1 (gene dnaja1). Gene Ontology annotation, molecular function: Hsp70 protein binding; ATP binding. Gene Ontology annotation, biological process: protein folding; response to heat. The record is from RefSeq and is a predicted model, not a curated record. Lineage: Eukaryota; Metazoa; Chordata; Actinopteri; Clupeiformes; Clupeidae.
CACAUAGGUCGCACUCGCAGGUGGGUCUGAAGAAGAUUCUGGAAGUCUGUCGCCCUAGCAACUAGCUGGAGUGGUUUGUCUAAACUGCAUGAACGAUUAGGCAAAGAUGGUGAAGGAAACAGGUUUUUACGAGAUGUUGGGUGUCAAGCCCAGUGCCACUCCAGAGGAGUUGAAGAAAGCCUAUCGCAAGCUGGCCUUGAAAUACCAUCCAGACAAGAACCCAACAGAAGGAGACAAGUUCAAGCAAAUCUCCCAGGCAUAUGAAGUGCUGUCUGACCCCCAGAAGAGGGAGGUUUAUGACCGUGGUGGUGAACAGGCUAUCAAAGAUGGAGGUAAUGGAGGCGGAGGCGGAGGUGGCUUCAGGUCUCCCAUGGACAUCUUUGAUAUGUUCUUUGGUGGAGGAGGGCGAAUGCACAGAGAGAAAAAAGGGAAAAACAUUGUCCAUCAGCUUACUGUGUCUUUGGAGGAAUUGUAUAAUGGAAGCACAAGGAAACUAGCCGUCCAGAAGAAUGUUAUCUGUGAAAGAUGUGAAGGCCGUGGGGGUAGAAAAGGAGCACUGGAGGUGUGCCCCUCGUGCCGGGGCACAGGGGUGCAGAUGCGACUCCACCAGCUGGGGUUCGGCAUGGUGCAGCAGGUGUCCACUAUGUGUGGCUCCUGUCAGGGCCAAGGUCAGCGCAUGAGUCACAGAGACCGCUGUAAAACCUGCGUUGGGCGCAAGAUUAACCGCCAGAAGAAGAUCUUGGAAGUCCACAUUGAUAAAGGAAUGAAAGAUGGACAGAAGAUAGUCUUUAAUGGAGAAGGGGACCAGGAGCCAGGUUUGGAGCCUGGUGACAUCAUCAUGGUGUUGGAUCAGAGGGAACACGGCGUGUUUACCAGACAAGGAGAGAACCUGACCAUGACCAUGGAGUUGCAGCUUGUGGAGGCUCUUUGUGGCUUCCAAAAACCUGUUCAGACAUUGGACAACAGGACUCUAAUGGUCACCUCCCAUCCAGGAGAAUUGAUCAAGCCAGGUGACACGAAGUGUGUGAUGAACGAGGGAAUGCCUUUGUACCGCCGGCCUUUUGAGAAAGGCCGUCUCGUCAUCAACUUCACGGUGGUCUUUCCAGAAGAGAACUUCCUCCCCCCAAACAAGCUGAAGGAGCUUGAACACUACCUGCCUGGGAAAGACAAACCAGAUGAGCCUGACGCCAUGGACGAUGACCUGUACAUCUACGCUGACCUGGAGGACUGCGACCCGGCCCGGGAGCGCCAGCACCAGAGGCACAUCUACUAUGUGGAGGAGGAUGACGACAUCUACCAAGGUGGAGGGGUGCAGUGCCAGACCUCUUAAAGUCACCUGCGACCUUCCCAGCAUUCACACCCUCUCGGCACAUCUCUGUGAAGUACCUAACGCCCGUCCCCUCCAUGGGUAUCAUGAGUGGUACGAGCUGGAAGGUGUGCCAACUCUACCCCCACCACCACAUUUUUUUAAACCCUAACAUGCCAAUUCCCUUUGAUGCAGAGGGCUCAGUGCAGCCUGCCAAAUCAAGUCAGAUGUUUUUUUUGUGUGAGGGACUGAACUGAUGGACAAUACUGAUUUUAUGACACUGGACUGGCAAAGGCCUUCUUAGAAGUGAGAAGGAGUUGUGAACAGUUCCACAUACGGUCACUGUGAUUUGCCCAUAAUGCAUCCAUAAG